Messenger RNA from Paramisgurnus dabryanus, 5229 nucleotides. The record is from RefSeq and is a predicted model, not a curated record. Lineage: Eukaryota; Metazoa; Chordata; Actinopteri; Cypriniformes; Cobitidae.
UAAGAGUUGCUGGACAUGCUGGGGAUAGAGAAACUAAAUGAUCUGACUGGAAUAUUCUUCAUGCUGGAACUGAAGAGUCCAGUAGCAAUGACUCAAUCACUGGAACCAGAUCAAGGUGGCACAAUAAAAGAUCAGACAAAGAAGAGAAGGAUAGUGGUCUCAUAUUGGACUGAAGAUGAAGAAGCAAAGGAAUUGCACAAGUCGUACAGCAGAAACAAGGUCCGAACGACCAAGUACACCUUUCUAUCGUUCAUUCCCAAGAAUCUUUUCGAGCAGCUCCAUCGGUUUGCCAACGUAUACUUUCUCUUCUUGUGCGCGUUAAACUUUGUGCCUAUCGUGAAUGCGUUUCAGCCGGAGAUCUCCAUCAUUCCUAUUGUUUCAGUGAUGUCUGUAACUGCUCUUAAAGAUCUUUGGGAGGACCAGCGACGGAGGAUAUCUGACAAACAGGUCAAUAGCCAGUUGUGUGAUGUGUAUGACAGGAACCAGAAGCGUUUCGUGGAGCGACGCUGGGCAGAGGUGUGUGUUGGUGACCUGGUUCGUCUCAGCUGUAAUGAGAUCAUACCUGCUGACAUGGUCCUGCUUUACUCGUCUGAUCCUAAUGGUGUGUGUCACAUCGAGACCGCCAACCUGGAUGGAGAAACCAAUCUCAAACAGAGGCAGGUGGUUCGUGACUUGACAAUGCAGGGAUCCAAAUUUGUUCCGGAAAACUUCGGCAGUCGCAUAGAGUGUGAAAAUCCCAACAAUGAUUUGAGACGUUUCAGAGGCUUCAUGGAACAUCCCGGUAAGGUGCGUGUUGGACUGCACAGUGAGAACCUGCUGCUGAGGAGCUGCACUGUGAGAAACACUGAGACUGUGAUUGGCAUCGUGGUCUAUGCAGGUCAUGAGACGAAAGCGAUGCAGAAUAACAGCGGCCCACGCUACAAGAGAAGCAAACUGGAGCGCAGGCUCAACAUUGAUGUGCUUUGGAGUGUUGUUUUACUGCUGAUCAUGUGCUUUGUUGCUGCUGUAGGUCAUGGUGUUUGGUUAAAUGGACUAAAGGAUCCAAUCUUCAUGAUCCCUCAUGACACACCCUCUGCACUUGCUGCCUUUUACAUGUUCUGGACAAUGAUCAUUGUUCUGCAGGUGCUGAUUCCAAUCUCGCUCUAUGUCUCCAUAGAGAUUGUGAAGCUAGGACAGAUUUAUUUUAUUCAGAAUGAUUUAGAUUUGUAUAACCCAAGAUUGGACACAGGUGUCCAGUGCAGAGCAUUAAACAUCACAGAAGAUCUCGGGCAGAUCCAAUACCUGUUCUCCGACAAGACAGGAACCCUUACAGAAAACCGCAUGCUGUUCCGUCGCUGCACUGUGGCAGGAACCGAGUACCCUCAUCGCGACAACGCUAUAUCUCUGGAGCAGUAUGAGCAGGAGGAAUGUGGAGAUGUAGAUCGCUCUCACACGCUGAGAUCACGCUCCAGCAAGAAGUCCCUGAGCUGUAAAUCUCUCAACUGCAAUCGAAGUUCAGUGUCUCUCAAUACCCUUACUGCAGAGUCUGACACACAUUCAGUCCUCGACACGCUCCGCAGACGCACACUCGGAGCCUUCAGUGGCACCAUGGAGUGUGCAGUUAUUCCAGACCCUCAGCUGCAGGGGAAGCUUUGUGCACUCUCCACAGAUUCCAAUGUCCGACCUGAAGCUGCCGAAUUUUCCCACAUCCUGGACUUCUUUCUCGCGCUGGCCGUCUGUAACACUGUGGUGGUUUCUUCACCCACACAGCCAAGACAUGUGGUUCAAAUGCCUGUGGCUCGCACCCCCUUGCGCUCUCUAGAAGAGAUGAAGAUCCUUUUGCAGAAGUGGAGUCUACCUCGAUUAUCUAUUUCACCCAGCCAAGGCACAGACACUCCUGGCAGCCUGACCAAAAAAUUCUUCACCCGUGGUCGUUCAGCAUCCUACUUUCCCAACAGCACUCCACAAACACCCAAUACAACCCAAGAGUUACCCAACCUACCCACUUACACCCCUUCAGACGCUUCCUCAACCUCCUCUACUCCAGUACCUGUAUGCAGUGGGGCGUGUGGAGAAGAUGUGAAAGACAGUGAGCUGGCCAAAAGUAAUGAUGAUGAUGAGACUAAAAGUGAUGAGGAGGAGGAGGAUGAAGAAGAAUUGCUGUAUGAGGCUGAGAGCCCGGAUGAGGCAGCGUUGGUGCAAGCAGCAAAGGCGUAUGGGUGCACUUUGCUUGGCCGAUCCCCAGAGCAAAUCCUGGUGAAUGUUCCAGGUGCCGGACCGCUCUCCAUCCCACUACUUCACGUGCUACCGUUUCAUUCUGCCCGCAAAAGGAUGUCCGUGGUUGUCCGCCAUCCCUUGACCGGAGAGGUGGUGGUUUACACUAAAGGAGCAGAUAAUGUCAUCAUGGAGCUGGCUGAAGAAGCUGAUGGUUUCGCUAGAGAGGUUAUAAAACGGACACAGAGACACCUGGACCAGUAUGCCAGAGAGGGUCUGCGUACUCUCUGUGUUGCUAAAAAAGUGUUGGAAGAGCAAGAAUACAGAACCUGGUUAAAGAGACAUGAGUUUGCAGAGACCAGCAUUGAAAACAGAGAAGAGCUUCUGCUUGAAUCUGCCGAGAGGCUGGAAACUAAUCUCAAGUUGUUGGGGGCGACAGGUAUAGUAGACCGUCUUCAGGAGGACGUUCCCGAAACCAUUGAGGCCCUGCAAGAAGCUGGAAUUAAAGUAUGGGUCCUUACAGGGGAUAAACAAGAGACGGCUAUUAAUAUUGCCUUUGCUUGCAAACUCAUCAGACCAACAGAUCAGCUACUGACAGCCAACUGUGACAGCAAGGAGGCAUGUGAAGCUCGACUUUAUGAGUUACAAAAUGAGAUCAGGCACUUAACAAAGGAAGGCGUAUCUGGCCAGGACAUGUUCAAGUCUGAUAAUAUUAGAAACGCCUCUGACUUUGUGCUGGUCAUUGAUGGCCGUACGCUGGACUUUGCACUGCAGAAUGAAUUACAGGAGUCUUUCCUGGUACUCGCGUGCUGCUGUCGCUCAGUCAUAUGCUGCAGAUCCACGCCCCUCCAGAAGAGCCAAGUCGUACGGCUUGUCAGAGACAAACUUAAAGUCAUGACCCUGGCAAUAGGUGAUGGUGCGAAUGAUGUUAGUAUGAUUCAAAUGGCAGAUGUUGGCAUUGGCAUCUCUGGCCAGGAGGGCAUGCAGGCUGUGAUGUCUAGUGACUUUGCCAUCUCAAGAUUUAAGUACCUGAACAAGCUGAUUUUGGUUCACGGUCAUUGGUGCUAUGCACGCUUGGCUAACAUGAUCCUCUAUUUCUUCUAUAAGAAUGUGAUGUACGUCAACCUGUUGUUUUGGUACCAGUUUUUCUGUGGGUUUUCGGGUAGCACCAUGACCAACUCAUGGGUUCUCAUCUUCUUUAACCUGCUCUUCACCUCUGUCCCUCCACUCGUAUAUGGUGUGCUGGACAAAGAUGUCUCAAGAGAGACACUCGUAGACCUGCCUGAUCUUUACAAGUUUGGACAGAAGUCUCAGGCCUACCUUCCUUCAACGUUCUGGCUGACCAUGCUUGAUGCGUUUUACCAGAGCUUAGUGUGUUUCUUCAUCCCUUACUUUGCCUACGCAGGGUCUGAUAUUGGAGUAUUUUCAUUCGGCUCUCCAAUUAAUAGCUCUGCCCUCCUCAUCAUCCUCCUGCAUCAGGUCAUAGAGAGUCGCACAUUGACAUGGAUACACGGUGCAUUGCUGCUUUUUAGUGCCUUGUUUUAUUACGCUUUUGUAUUAGUGUUCAGCGUUACAUGUGUGACAUGCAGUUCUCCCACCAACCCCUACGGCAUUGAGACAAAAAUGAUGUCUGAGGCACUGUACUAUUUUGUAUGUGCACUCACCACAGUCCUGGCACUUCUGCCUAGGAUUUUGUUUCGUGCCAUUUGUAACACCGUCUGUCCUUCUGAUCUGGUAAAAGCACAGAAAAUAGAGAUACUUCCUCCUGAAGCCUACUGCUCUAGUAUAAAACAGUGGAAGGAGACCAAAGCUGCAGGAGAACCAUCCCCAAAAAACAUUCUUCAUAGCUUCAGCAUGAAUGCCGACGUGCCCAAUUUAACAGAUUGUAUCCAAGAAGCAGGCACUGUUGUUUCUUGACCAAUAACAAAACUACAGCUUUGUACUAUAUGAACAAAGUUAUUACUAAAUAUAAUGACUUAUCCUCCUGCACUUUAUGUGGUUGGCAGACAUUCUGACCAAUCAGAUCACAGAGCUGGAUUUUCUCUGCCCAAUAAGAGUGUUUUUAUAGGGAGGUACUUGGACUCUCUGAUGUAUGUGCGAGAGGGUUAAAACUGACAGGUGAAUUGCAUGGCAAACACGUGCUUUUGGGGAUCAUAGAGUAUACUUUUCGGUGGUUCAGUGCUGUUUUCUAUCUGCAAGAUAUGCAGAAAAUUGUUUACAUUUCAGAUGUUUCGGGCUGUGCCUGUGACUUUUUGAAUUAUACAUGCACUCCAGAAUCCACACAAGAUCUGUGACUUGUACUUCAGCUGUUUAAUGAGUUUUCAGUAGAUGUAAGGAAUUAUGGGUGGGGAUCCAGUUAGUAUAUGCCACAAUAUUUUGGCUGCUUUACUCGUACUGUAAUGCAAUAUGUAAUGCAAUAUUUGGUUACGUAGACUGAAAUAUUCUGUGCUACACGGUUGCUUAAGUAUGAUUACAUGAAUUGUGCGCUUUACUUGAGAGCAUCCUGUACAUAAACUCGCAAAAAAUAUACUUUUGGUUGAAACAUUUUCUGUAUUGUAAAAGCUAAGGAAUUCUACUACCUGUGUGCCAAUAGCACCAAAUGAACAGAGACAUAAAAUGAAAGAAAUGAAUUGGGUGGAAUAAGAGCGAAUGUUGCACAUCCUUAAUUUUUGUUGAUCUGGUAACUUUUGGAUAAUUCAGAAAAGCAUAACAUUGAUCGUGAAGAUGAGAGGCCUUUACAUUAACAACAUAAACUGAAUUUUGUCUGCUCAGGAAUGAAAUUAAGCAAAAGCAGCUACUGUAUUUGUAACCUGAGGUCUUCGAUGCCCAUUACUGUGUAUAGUGGGCAAGCAAACAGGGUUAGUGAACAGUGUACCAGAUGGAUUACCAGUAUUUUAUGAUUGCUUUUAUACCAAAAUGUUUUAUUUUUGUUGCAGAAUGCUUGAGUUGAAAAUGUAAAUUGGUAAUUAUGAUUGUUAAUGAUUGCAAGUCAUUAACGCGAAAACCUAUUAUUUAUACACAUUUUAUUUUAUUUUA